CCUAUACCUGAGGAAGUUAGGCUGAUAUUAAGCCAUAUGAAUCACUAGUAGAUGCAGAAGGUAGCAAAUCCCAGUAGUUAGCAAGUGUAAAUAAAUAAACGCAUUAUACGUACACCAAGCCACUUGGAAAGACUACACACCAAACACCAUAAAGAAACGCAACGCCACGUACUAUAUCCGCGCAAUUUAUUCCGACACCUGAUCUCACACGUACAUCUUAUUCUGACAAAGAACACGUGCGACGACGACGCAAGUGCACCGCAACAACAACAACAACAACAGCAGCAACAAUGACAUCACUAGAUACGGAGCAGCGACCAGCCUACGACGCAGACGACAACGCCUCCAAGAAAACCUCAACAAUCAUCAUCGCCGCCGGCGUCACCUCCAUUGUCAUCUCCGCCCUCGGCAUCGUCCUCGUGCUCGUCGCUGCGCUCGCCGACGACAUUGACGACGACGCCGAGGAUGUUCUCUGGCCGGUCGGCUGGACGUUCGCCGUCCUCGGAUGCGUCGCCUUCCUCACCGUCGUCGGCACGCGUAUCUGGUUGGAGCGCAGUGCGCUGCAGACGCAGCAGCAGCAGCAGCAGCAGCGGGAGCGGCAGGAGAACAGCAUCAACGAGAGCAGGAGCGCGAGGAGAGAGAAGGGCGCCAGCGCCGCAGCGGGAGGAGGAGCCGACGUCAUCCGGCAGUCGGGAUUCGAGAUGCAAUCAGCGAAACCCGACAAAGAAGUGGCAUACGAAUAUCAUGAGGUGACCAGUAAAAAUGAAUGGAGAGAAAAAGAUCAAGAAAUGCCGUUACCAGAAUCACCGACCGCGUAUCUUGACAUGAGUAUGUCAAAAGCAACAGGCAAAGAGCUGGCGAAGUCAGCAGACGAAGAUGUCGUUCCGUCAGCGCCGAACAUCUAUCAGAACCACACGAGUAACUACGGAGUCGAAAACUUAUACGAAAUACCAAAAUAGAUCGAAUCAUUUUACUUGCCAGUAUCUAUCUUUACGUCUUCUACUCAUCUCUACGCUUGUUUUUAUGACACCAAAUUGUGCACGUGUUAUCGCGUACCAUUAGCAAAAACAGAAUAGAAUAAUUUUACUUGCCAGAUCUCUAUACGUCUAGUUGAUGCUUGUUUUUAUAAUGACACCGAAUUGUGCACGUGUGAUCGCUUACUAUUUAGCAAAAAUAGAAUAGAAUUAUUUUACUUGCCAUAUCUAUCUGUAUAGAUCAUGCUUGUUUUUAUAAUGGCACCGAAUUGUGCACGUUUUAACGCUUACCAUUUAACAAAUGAAUGAAACAAGAACAUACAUACAUCAAUACAUAAACUGCAUGCUAACAACAGCUUUAUUCACUAAGAAUGCUUAGUUAUACAAGUCGCUGCUCCAUUGAAAGAAUAUAGGGCCAGAGUCCUACAUUAAACAUGAAACUUGCAUUCAUCAACCUACCGUGAUACAGCCGUUAAUAUAUAUAUAUAUAUAUAUAUAUACACGACAAGUAGUUAUACUACUUUCACUCAUACAGUAACAGCGUGAAUUACUGAUAACAAGUACUCGUAGACGUUGCUUUAAUUUAGUAACCGCAAAUGGUGACUUUUCCACUUUAACUAUGAAUAUAUCUAACAGAAUCUUCACACUUCAUUCACAUUCAGUGUGAGUUCAUGGUGCAGAUAUGUUCGUGUUUCAACUCGUCGGCAGUAGCAGAAGCAGUCAAAAUAAUAAGAUCACUUUGUAAUUUACCAGGACCCAUUACGCAGUUUGAUGAAUGCAAGAAGAAUAGCAAACGCAACAAAUGGAUUACUAUACUACACUAUCUAUCUAAUCGUAGAGUAACGGCCUGGUUCUUAGAUUAUUUUAUAGGUAGAAAGAAAAUAGCAGCAGGCAAAAAAGCGAAGCGAAACGAACCAAAAUUAAAAUAAUUGAGAAGAUUAUUUCUGGGAAAGUAAAGGAAAGGCAGAAAUAACACAAGGUUACAGAGUUCCUUUUACACCUUCAGGUCUGAAUUAACAAUCCCCCCCCUAGGUGCCAUACACUACCAAUGACGCCCCCAACCCUUCAUCUGGUUCUAUUCGGUCUUUGCAUAAUUAUAUCAUGGAGAGAGGGUGGGUUGGUCCCACUUUGAGGAUGUAUUGAAGUUUGAACACAGGCUCUACGUAGGUAGUGUGUGGGAGGAAAAAUGGUGGCGGUACAUGUUGAACUUCAGACUGCGGACUCCUUCAUUUUGCUGCGGACUACCUCUUUUUGAGGGAAGGGCCUGGAUGAUGGACUCCCUUGUUCAAAAGUUAAUUUCUACCCAUGUGAGGGUGUCAGUAGGUGACUACUGGAGUAGUUUCACGGAAUAAAGUUAUGCAAGUUUCAAAAAUAAAUAAAAAAAACUAUGCAAUGUUUGUGCUCUUUAUGCAAUGAUUUGCCCUAUUUUACAAGCUGAUACAAGUAGGUACAGAGUAUUGUGCAGUAGGAAUGUAAACCAUAGGCUGCUCACUAAUUAAUAAUAAAACAUGAACAAACGCUAUUAGUGUGGCAUUUUAUAUAAACGUGAUUCCGUUUGUGUAUGAAUAGAAUUUUAUUGAAUAUUUACGAAUAUAUUAUGGCUAAAGAAUUAUAGUUUUUUUUAAUGAAAACUGGGAUAUCAUUGGUAUGAGGUGCCCUUCGCAUUUUUUGUAUCAUGUCAAUUGUAUUACCUUAAAUAUAUGCUAUCAGUGAUCGACCUAAACGCACAUGUAAACACGCUGAUCUUCCUAUGUCAUUGCUAAAAUAUCCCAUAAUUUGGCUGCUGUUUUAUGCAAAUCAAGAAUAGGAAUUAUGCGCGUGUAACAACAGUAUUAAUACAAUGUCGUUUACUUUUAGUAAAACAUUGUUUAUUGUCAACUAAUGUGUACUAUAUUGUAUGUAUAAGAUGCUUCAAAAUCACUUCCAACACAUCCAUUCGGCUUAAUUCUAUCAGAUGAACCUAUUCAGAUUUAUUUCAAUCACAGCAUUACAUAGAGAUUGGUAAACCCAAAGUUAUGAGAGGUAAUUAUGGAUCUCAAUAAAAGGAAGAGAAAUACUUUUCACCUAGAGAAAUCU
This is a messenger RNA of Priapulus caudatus, 3050 nucleotides long. RefSeq lists its product as uncharacterized. The record is from RefSeq and is a predicted model, not a curated record. Bases 291 to 959 code for a protein of 222 amino acids. Lineage: Eukaryota; Metazoa; Priapulida; Priapulimorpha; Priapulimorphida; Priapulidae. The transcript has 4 exons.